Molecule: messenger RNA, 1633 nt
Organism: Thermothelomyces thermophilus ATCC 42464
Lineage: Eukaryota; Fungi; Ascomycota; Sordariomycetes; Sordariales; Chaetomiaceae
Exons: 2
Coding region: 357-1499 (380 amino acids)
Biological process (GO): transmembrane transport
Source: RefSeq, a predicted model, not a curated record
UGCUAAAAGCUCGCUUCUGGCCAGCCAGAGAUGACGUUUUGGGUGUGCAUUUCCGGAAAUUUGGCUCCUGGGCCUCUCGCAUCCCCCAACUUCGCGCCGGCAGCUCUGCCGUUCUCUCUAACCACGAGCAUCGGUGUUGAACGCGCAGGUCCCCUCUGAGAGAUCUGCCUCGCACAAACGGCAAGAUCGAUUCGAGACCGAAUUCGCGCCUGCGCGAUAUGCGCCUAUAGCGUGCUGCUCCGACUUUUCCGAACUCCUUGGAACGUGCCACAUACCAAAGACUGCGUCGCAGCGCUUCCGGAGAGGGAGUCAGCACCCGGGCGCUCAUGAGUGCCCAUGCCUCCACGGCGGGGGUCAUGCCCUCGCAUCGACCAAGAGAUGUUGCCGAUGUGUCACGGGCGCCGAUAGCCCCGAGGAAGGAGCCGGCUGUUUGUCCGACAGAUGACGAGGCACAAGUCCCGCGCAAGACGUCCAAGGACAAGCAGAGUUUUGACUACCUGUGGAAGUCUGGUGUUGCAGGUGGCAUGGCGGGUUCCGCGGCCAAGACAAUAGUCGCACCGCUCGACCGGGUCAAGAUUCUCUUCCAGUCCCACAAUCCGCACUUUGUCAAGUAUACAGGGUCGUGGUAUGGCGUAGGAGGAGCGAUCAAGGAGAUUUAUCAUCAAGAUGGACCUUUUGGUCUCUUCAGAGGACACUCGGCUACUCUAUUGAGGAUAUUUCCGUAUGCGGCCAUCAAGUUCCUUGCAUACGAGCAAAUACGGGCUCUUGUGAUUCCUCACAAGGACAAGGAGACGCCAAUACGACGGCUAAUGAGCGGCGCGCUGGCGGGCAUGACGUCCGUCUUCUUCACUUACCCACUGGAGGUGAUCAGGGUCCGGCUUGCAUUUGAGACGAGGAAGGAGGGCCGCUCGUCGCUGCGCUCAAUAUGCAAGCAGAUAUAUCACGAGGGCCAGUACCGGAAAGCCGCGCUUCCCGCAGCUGAUGCGGCCAGUGCCUCAGCAUCAGCAGUUCGCAGCGCGGCGACGGCUGUGGCAGCGCCCGUGCCGGGCUUGGCCAACUUCUACCGUGGCUUCUCCCCAACUCUCCUCGGCAUGAUCCCCUACGCCGGCACGUCCUUCCUCACCCAUGAUACCGCAGGCGAUUUGCUCCGCCACCCGACGAUCGCCCAAUUCACGACGCUGCCCAAGCCAGACAACCACACGCCCGGCAAACCUGCGCCGCUCCGUUACUGGGCCGAACUCCUCGCGGGCGGCAUUGCGGGGAUGGUAUCGCAGACGGCAUCGUACCCGUUGGAGGUGAUCAGGCGGCGGAUGCAAGUCGGCGGGGCCGUCGGGGACGGACGCCGAUUGCGUAUCGGCGAGACGGCGAGACUGAUCAUGCGCGAGCGCGGCAUCCGAGGUUUCUUUGUGGGACUGACGAUUGGCUAUGCCAAGGUGGUGCCCAUGGCGGCGGCGGCCUUCUACACGUACGAGCGGCUGAAGAUGGUGUUUGGCAUUUAGAUUUCGGUUGGUAUAUUGGCAUCAACACAUGAACGGCGUUCUGGGCGGCUCUCUGUGUAAACCUGGACCCUGAUGUGGGUUAAGCGUGGUUUCAAUUAUUAGAUUCCUAAAGGAACUGUAUGGGGAGAGGGGGA